Molecule: messenger RNA, 1612 nt
Organism: Danio aesculapii
Lineage: Eukaryota; Metazoa; Chordata; Actinopteri; Cypriniformes; Danionidae
Product: NACHT, LRR and PYD domains-containing protein 12-like
Exons: 6
Coding region: 1-1170 (389 amino acids)
Molecular function (GO): protein binding
Source: RefSeq, a predicted model, not a curated record
AUGGGGGAGAGGCAGGUAAAUGAAACCAUGACAGGGUACAGGACAGAUGGGGAGUGGGAAACUGACAGACAGGUGAACAGGAAGGAGGACAAAGCCAAGGCAGGGACUACUGGACAUUUGUCUUCAGCUCUACAAUCGUCAAACUGUGUUCUGAGAGAGCUGGACCUGAGUAACAAUGACCUGCAGGAUUCAAGAGUGAAGCUUCUCUCUGAUGGACUGAAGAGUCAACACUGUAAACUGGAGACACUGAGGCUACAGUGCUGUAAACUCACUGUUCAGUGCUGUGAGAGUUUGUCUUCAGCUCUUCAAUCCUCAAACUGUGUCCUGAGAGAGCUGAACCUGAGUAACAAUGACCUGCAGGAUUCAGGAGUGAAGCUUCUCUCUGAUGGACUGAAGAGUCAACACUGUAAACUGGAGACACUGAGAUUGUCUGGCUGUAUGGUGACAGAGGAAGGCUGUGGUUUUCUGUCUUCAGCUCUGACUUCAAACCCCUCACACCUGAGAGAGCUGGAUCUAAGCUACAAUCAUCCAGGAGAUUCAGGAGUCAAGCUGCUCUCUGAACAACUGGAGGAUCCAAACUACACACUGGACAAACUCAAUCUGGAUCAUGGAGGAGACGCGAGGAUUACAGCAGGACUGCACAAAUAUGUCUGUUUCCUCACACUGGAUCCAAACACAGCACACACUCAACUCAUUCUGUCUGAGGAGAACAGAGAGGUGAAGCGUGUGUGGGAGAAACAGCCGUAUCCUGAUCAUCCAGACAGAUUUAAUUAUUGUCCUCAGGUGUUGUGCAGAGAGAGUGUGUGUGGACGCUGUUACUGGGAGACUGACUGGAGUGGAGAUGAUGUGGAAAUAUCAGUGUCAUAUAAGAGCAUCAGGAGGAAGGGAACAGGUGAUGAGUGUGUGUUUGGAUCUAAUGCUCAGUCCUGGAGUUUGCUCUGCUCUUCCACCAGUUUCUCAUUCAUACACAAUAACACACACACUCGUCUCCCAGUAGAGCCGCUCAGCAGGAGAAUAGGUGUGUUUGUGGAUCACAGUGCAGGAACUCUGAUCUUCUACAACAUCUAUAGAGACACAAUGAGCCUCAUCCACUCAGUCCAGACCACAUUCACUGAGCCGCUCUGGCCUGGGUUUAGGAUUUAUCCUGGAUCAUCAGUGAAACUGAGCUGAAGACUGACGAGAGAUUUACCCACAAUCCUCUGCAGGAGUAGUCAGCAGCUGUGUGUGUGUGUGUGAGAGAGAGAGAGAGAGAGUGUGUGUGUGUGUGUGUGUGUGAGAGAGAAGAGAGUGUGUGCGUGUGAGAGAGAGAGAGAGAGUGUGUGUGUGUGUGAGUGAGAGAGAGAAAGUGUGUGUGUGUGUGUGUGUGUGUGUGUGUGUGUGUGUGUGUGUGUGUGUGAGAGAGAGAGAAAGUGUGUGUGUGUGUGUGUGUGUGACUAAGAGGAAACGUGUGCUCAUCAUUCAUGUAUAUUUCAUGUUUCAAGUUUUUUUUCAUCAUGUUGCUUUUGUUAAACUUGGUUAUUCGUUGUGUACUAGUUGUUGCACAAGUUUAUGUAUGUUAUUUCGUGUUCCUUUUAUCAUACUAAAAAAAUAGCACUUUGGUUGAACAUGAUUC